UCAGUGCCAGAACAGAAUGGGAUUCGAUGUGAGUCCUUCUUUAAAGCUUCAGCAGCGUUCCUCAUUUCACUGGAGUUGUAGUGGCAGGCUCACCGGCGUACUACAGUUGCUUGCCAGCUCAACCAUGGCUUUAAUAAUGAGGGUACUUCAAUUGUCUCUACUCCUUGAUGUGGGGUGUCAAGUACAUGCUUACAGGAUCGGAUAUGCUGAGCCGGAGAUGCCUACGUAUGGGCUGCAGCAGCCUCCUAGCUACAAUUCCCAGCAGCAGUUGGAACAACCUCCUAGCUACAAGCCCCAGCCACAGCAACCUUCUAGCUACAAGCCACAGGAGCCUAGCUACGAUCACCCCCAGCAGCAGCAGCAUCCCAGCUACAAGCCCCAGCAGCAGCAGAAUCCUAGCUACAAGCCAGCAGCAGCAGCAGCAGCAUCCUAGCUACAAGCCCCAGCAGCAGCAGCAGCAGCAACAUCCUAGCGACAAGCCCCAGCAUCCUAGCGACAAGCCGCAGCAGCAACAUCCUAGCUACAAGCCCCAGCAUCCUACCGACAAUUCCCAGCAGCAACAUCCUAGCUACAAGCCCCAGCAGCAUCCUAGCGACAAGCCCCAGCAGCAUCCUAGCGACAAGCCCCAGCAGCAGCAGCAGCAUCCUAGCUAUAAGCCCCAGCAGCAGCAGCAGCAUCCUAGCUACAAGCCCCAGCAGCAGCAACAUCCUAGCUACAUGCCCCAGCAGCAGCAGCAGCAACAUCCUAGCUACAUGCCCCAGCAGCAGCAGCAGCAACAUCCUAGCUACAAGCCCCAGCAGCAGCAGCAUCCUAGUUACAAGCCCCAGCAGCAGCAGCAUCCUAGCUACAAGCCCCAGCAGCAGCAGCAGCAGCAUCCUAGCUACAAGCCCCAGCAGCAGCAGCAGCAGCAGCAACAUCCUAGCUACAAGCCCCAGCAGCAGCAGCAACAUCCUAGCUACAAGCCCCAGCAGCAGCAGCAACAGCAACAUCCUAGCUACAAGCCCCAGCAGCAGCAACAUCCUAGCUACAAGCCCCAGCAGCCUUCUAGCUACAAGCCCCAGCAGCCUUCUAGCUACAAGCCACAGGAGCCUAGCUACGGCCAGCCACAGCCCCAGCAGCAGCGUCCUAGCGACAAGCCCCAGCAGCAGCAUCCUAGCUACAAGCCCCAGCUGCAGACUCCUGGCCAUAAGCCCCAGCAGCAGACUCCUGGCCAUAAGCCCCAGCAGCAGACUCCUAGCCAUAAGCCACAGGAGCCUAGUUACGACCAGCAACAGCAGCCCCAGGAGCAGCAGCAUCCUAGCUAUGAGGCCCAGGAUCAGCAGCAUCCUAGCUACGAGCCCCAGGAGCAGCAGCAUCCUAGCUACGAGCCCCAGGAGCAGCAGCAUCCUAGCUACGAGCCCCAGGAGCAGCAGCAUCCUAGCUACGAGCCCCAGCAGCAGCAGCAGCAACAUUCUAGCUACAAGCCGCAGCAGCAGCAGCAUCCUAGCUACAAGCCCCAGCAGCAGCAACAUCCUAGCUACAUGCCCCAGCAGCAGCAACAUCCUAGCUACAAGCCCCAGCAGCAGCAGCAGCAUCCUAGCUACAAGCCCCAGCAGCAGCAACAUCCUAGCUACAUGCCCCAGCAGCAGCAGCAGCCUAGCUACAUGCCCCAGCAGCAGCAGCAGCAACAUCCUAGCUACAAGCCCCAGCAGCCCCAGCAGCAGCAGCAUCCUAGUUACAUGCCGCAGCAGCAGCAGCAUCCUAGCUACAAGCCCCAGCAGCAGCAGCAGCAUCCUAGCUACAAGCCCCAGCAGCAGCAGCAACAUCCUAGCUACAAGCCCCAGCAGCAGCAGCAGCAACAUCCUAGCUACAAGCCCCAGCAGCAGCAGCAACAUCCUAGCUACAAGCCCCAGCAGCAGCAACAUCCUAGCUACAAGCCCCAGCAGCAACAUCCUAGCUACAAGCCCCAGCAGCAGCAGCAGGAACAUCCUAGCGACAAGCCCCAGCAGCAGCAGCAGCAGCAGCAGGAACAUCCUAGCUACAAGCCCCAGCAGCAGCAGCCUAGCUACAAGCAGUAACACAAAAGUUGUACCUUAUGAAGAUUACAUUGUGUACGUUCGCUUCGUUGGAAAUGCCAUCAAAUCCUGCAAGAUAAGCGGUCAAAGAACUGUGCAAAUGUGUUCUUGCCAUUACAUGGUUUUACUGUCCAAAUUUGAUAUGUGUACAGCAAAUAAUAAAAAUAUACAUUUUAAAUGGACAAAUUCGUCA
Molecule: messenger RNA, 2247 nt
Organism: Gadus chalcogrammus (walleye pollock)
Lineage: Eukaryota; Metazoa; Chordata; Actinopteri; Gadiformes; Gadidae
Product: adhesive plaque matrix protein-like
Exons: 3
Coding region: 168-2057 (629 amino acids)
Source: RefSeq, a predicted model, not a curated record